Mesoplodon densirostris (Blainville's beaked whale) is the source of this 3578-nucleotide messenger RNA. It is a transcript of the gene ANKRD65, whose product is annotated as ankyrin repeat domain 65. The coding region runs from base 1280 to 2821 and encodes 513 amino acids. The record is from RefSeq and is a predicted model, not a curated record. The transcript is spliced from 8 exons. Gene Ontology annotation, molecular function: protein binding. Lineage: Eukaryota; Metazoa; Chordata; Mammalia; Artiodactyla; Ziphiidae.
CUCCUCCCUCCAGCCUCUCCGUCAGAGGGAGAAGGGACGGGGGCCUGGCCUUGGGAGUGGUCAGCCAGGGCCUCUCCCUAUAGCCUUGGCCGAGCUCGGCCACCUGCCUUGGCCAACAGCCCCUCCCGAUGCUCGUACUGAGCUCUGGCCUGACCCCCGCAAACCGAGACCACCCCACCCCCACCGGGUCAGCUCUGCCCGCCUCAGUCCCCUGAUCUGCCCUGUGGCUCAGCCGGCCACACACCCCCCUGCUGCCAGCAUCAUGGUGGCGGCGGGGUCCGGGACUCCAGGUCGGGGGUGGCAGCAGCGAGCGGAGGCGUCGGGCCAGGCGGGCGCGGGCGGCCGAAGCGAGCACCAGCAGCGGAGGCAGCGAGAGGAAUCCCGACACGAUGAGCGCCGCGGAGCCCCGGUUGCCAGGUCAGACCUCCACCCAGACCCCAGCAACCAGAUAGUGGACUCAGCUGGAGGGCAGGACCCUGGUCCAGGCCUCUCAAGCUCACCAGCACCCCUCAGACACGUAGGGAUGCGGGACGAUGACAGCGACAUGCACAGCUUGUUCAAGCGACGCGGUUGGACACGCCGGCCAGGACAGCUGCUGAGGCCCCCUGCAAUGCACGCCAAGCCCUGCUGCCCAGCACAUGUGCAAUUGAACUGCUUGCUCUGGUGCACGUGUGUGAAGAUUUCACGGUCCUCCACUCAUUCGUUCACUCACUCAGCAAGCACUCCGUUGAGCUCCCGCUGUGCGCCAGCCACGAUGGACGCCUGUGGAUUCAACGCGGAGGGAGGCCAACAGAAGCCUCUGCCUGUAGCGGGACAGCUCUUUGCAGGUCACUGAGCAAGCUGCAGUGCCCAGGCCAUGGCAGAAGCUGGAGGGACAGGCCCCACGGCCCACUCUCACUGCCUUCUGCCUGUGGGGAGGCCACCAGGAGGCAGUUUCUAGCUUCCUUGGCUCUGAUGAGGGACAGGAUGGUGCUCGGGGGCCCCCAGGGCGCGGCUGCAGCACAGAGGCUGCUCCUCAGCAACAGGGUGCCCCUCCCACCCCGUGUCCUCGUGCCCCUGUCAUCUGGCCCUGCUCCUUUCAGCGUCUUCCUGGGUCAUCCUGUGGGGACGGUGCAGAGGGCUGACACCCUUGCUUUUCUGGCUUUUGCCGGCUGCUUAACCAGUAAACUGUCUGCGUCCACCCAGAACACCUUGCUCCUUACGGAACGAAUCUGCCAGCCUGUGUGACGUGCUUUCACGAAGCCCUCAUUCUAGAAGAGGGGUGACCGCGGCUUACGGGAUGGACUCUAGGGUCUCUGAGCCCCGGGAGCAGGACCUGACAGAGGCAGGGGCAGAGCAGGAACUGCGGUGGUUGGAGCUGGGCUCCGAGGAGGCCCCAGGAGCUGGGACGGAGGGGCCCAGCGCCCCACAGGCCUGGGGGCGCUUGCUGAAGGCCGUGUGGAAGGGUCACGUGGGCCUGGUGACUCAGCUGCUGCGGCAAGGGGCCAGUGUGGAGGAGAGGGACCACGCGGGCAGGACCCCGCUGCAUCUGGCCGUGCUGCGCGGCCACGUGCCGCUGGUGUGUCUCCUGCUGCAGCGCGGGGCUCGGGCCAUAGCUGCAGACCGCGCGGGGCGCACUCCACUGCACGAGGCCGCCUGGCACGGGCCCUCGCGGGUGGCCGAGCUGCUCCUACGGCGCGGGGCGUCGGCGAAUGCGCGCUGUGGGGCCGGUCUCACGCCGCUGCACUGGGCCGCCGCGCUGGGCUGCACGCUGCUGGCCAGGCGCCUGCUGGACGCACCGGGCCCAGGCCCCGCGGCGGUGGACGCGCACGGCUGGAUGGCGACGCACUGGGCGGCCGCGGGCGGCCGGCUGCCGGUGCUCGAGCUGCUGGCGGCGGGCGGUGGCGCGGGCCUGGACGGCGCCCUGCUCGUGGCGGCCGCGGCCGGGCAGUCGGCAGCGCUGCGCCUCCUCCUGACGCACGGGGCGCAGGUGGACGCCCGGGACGGCGCGGGGGCCACGGCGCUGGGCGUCGCGGCCGACCUGGGCCGCAGGCAGGACAUGGAGGUGCUCCUUGAGCACGGGGCCGACCCAAGCCUCAAGGACAGGCACGGCCGCUCUGCACUACACAGGGCUGCUGCCGGUGGACAUCUGCUCGCCGUCCAACUGCUGGCCGCCUGGGGAGUGGAGGUGGACGCUCGGGACACAUUGGGCCUCACCCCGCUGCACCACGCUGCCCGGGGAGGCCACAUGGAGGUCGCCGGCCACCUCCUGGCCAGGGGCGCAGAGGUCGACGCUGCUGGCUGGCUCCACACGACCCCCCUGCAUCUUGCCGUGGAGCGCGGCCACGGCUCCACCGCAGAGCUUUUGCUGAGCCGAGGGGCCAGCCCCACCCGGAGGACACAGUGGGGGGAGGUGGCCCAGGACCUGGGGCCUGCCGUCUGUGGAGAGCAGGAGGAGCCCCAGGGGCCCCAGGGCUGCAGGGCCAGAACAGAGCCAAAGGCUGUAGGCUCCCACGGCCUUCAGGGCGCGCAGGCUCCUCUCUGCUGGUCUGAGGCCGGCUGCCAGGGUGCACGGGAGAACACCCCAGAGGUCCCUGGAGAAGAAGGAAGCAGUGGCUGGAGACCCAGCAAGAAGCGUGUGGCUGACCUGGAACCAUUCCAGACUCCCAGGGCCAUGUCAGCCCUGCAGCUCCAGCCCUGUGCACGCUCUUUGGCGGAGAGACUGAGUCGUGGCCACAGAACUGACCAAAACCCGAUGGGCUCCUGUUUGUCCGUCCCCCAUCGGGGUGUCAGCCUCGGUGCUCCCCCCGGGCACACCGGCACUCUUACUGUGUUUCCUUAGAUUCAGUAUUUGUCUCUUGGCACCCACUCACUAAUGACAGGGCCAAAUGAAUGGCCAGUUGUUCUCCUCUCCCCUGCCAUCCCAACCCAUGCCCUGAACGGCUGCCUUCUCUCACGUGCCCAGCUGACAUCCCCCUGCCCGAAGUCACCCAGGGCCAGGCCUGCCUAUGUGCACCAAGGCCCACUGGAUUAUCAAACAAACCAAUCAGAAACUGUUUCCCUGCCCUGCCUUUCCCGCGGGAACCCCAAUAAUGGCCUGAGCCUUCCCCGGGCCCCUGCUCUUGUCUCCCGACCGACCCUGCUGCUUCCGCCUGUGUCCCUGUGGGGCGUGGUGUGCCCUCCCCUCAGGAAAUGUAAAGCAUAAAAAUCUGCUUUCAGGAGCUUCCCUGGUGGUGCAGUGGUUAGGAAUCCGCCUGCCAAUGCAGGGGACACAGCUUUGAGCCCUGGUCCGGGAAGAUCCCACAUGCCGCGGAGCAACUAAGCUCAUGCGCCACAACCACUGAGGCUGCGCUCUAGAGCCUGCAAGCCACAACUACUGAACCCACGCGCCUAGAGCCCAUGCUCUGCAACAAGAGAAGCCACUGCAAUGAGAGGCCCGUGCACCGCAACGAAGAGCAGGCCCCGCUCGCCACAACUAGAGAAAGCCUCCGUGCGUGGCAACGAAGACCCAACGCAGCCAAAAAAAAAAAAAAAAACACACCUGCUUUCAAUAGCUUUAGCCUCUCCCUGUCAUCACUCAACCAUCUCUGUAAAUUAAA